GCGGCUGCAGGCAGAAGAGACAGACAGGGAGAUACUGACCAUCACAGCAGGAGAUCAGUGGACUUAACUCUACCUCCAGUUACCCACAGUGCUCUUAAAUUACUUCAUAUCAAAGAGAAGAAUGGGACUGCACAGUGUUGAGGAACUGGUGACCGGUAAGAGGUCAGAGGGCAAAGAAGCAGACGACUUCCAAGGGGGCGUGUACGAGGCAUCUGUCAAUCAAGAGAAACAGGAUGACCACAGGUCCCACACCGAGCUGGGAGUGGGUGAAGGUCUGUCAGAGGAGAGCGACAGUGGCAGCGAACAGGAGGAAGUCAGCGUAGCAGCUCUCAAUACGGAUAAAAGUGGCAGGCUGAAGUUGGAGACAGUGGAUGAUCUGUUCAACAUCCUUCAGCUGAGGAAGAGGAGGAGAGAAAGGAAGACUCCUAUCCAGAGGAAACAACAGCCAGAGCCUGAGAUCAUGCCAGAGACUGUGGAUGAACAGUUGUUCCUGACAGCAGCCAUGGAGAACAAACUACCUGUGGUGGAGAAGUACCUGACUGAUGGAGGAAACCCUAAUGUAGCUGACCAUUUCCAGAGAACAGCCCUGCACAAAGCCUCAUUCAAAGGACACAUGGAGGUCAUGAAAAGACUCCUGGAGGCCGGAGCUGCCAUUGAACAAAAAGACAAGCUAGAGGCUACGGCGGUUCACUGGGCCUGCAGAGGAGGCAACCUGCCAGCCCUGCAGCUCCUCCUGGACCAAGGAGCCAAGUUCACCUCUAGAGACAAGUUGCACAGUACUCCUCUCCAUGUUGCUGUGAGGACAGGACACUGUGAGUGUGCUGAGCACCUCAUUCACUGUGGAGCAGACGUCAACGCCAAAGACAGGGACGGAGACACACCCAUGCACGACGCUGUCAGAAUAAACAGAUUCAAGAUGAUCAAACUGCUGAUGAUGUACGGGGCCAGUCUGAACACCAAGAACUGUGAUGGAAAAACUCCAAUGGAGACACUGUAUUCGUGGCAGAAUGGAGCAAAGAGCCUCCUGUGUAAUUUCAACGAGGAGAAGCCCGACAAAUAGGACCUAACACGGUCCAGCGAAAGCAGAAAUUCAACAUGAGAUUCAGGCACAGGAUCUGCUGGCUUAUCGGGAAAAAGAAAAGUGGUAGAAAAGGGAAAAAUGUUGUUCUUUUCUGGUCCAGUCUAUCACUUCUAUACUGAGGUUUGUGAAGAAUAUGGGUCUUCUCUUCAUAUCUGUUUAACCAGGGAGGCUUUGCAGAGUGUUCAUGCUUGUUUUCAGUGAACACCCAUGCAUUCAGACUUUCUCACAUUCUGACAGGCAAUUAUUGACCCCACCCUCAGGAAAUAAUAUUGUUAAGUCUACAGCUGGCUCAGCCAAAGUAUUUGCAUGCUGCAGCAUAUCUUAACAUUUGUCAUUAACUUACCUCUUCCUGGUUCAGUUAUUUGAACUAGCAACCUUCAAGGCUGUUUUACCUGUAAACCACUGGCAGGCUUACGUUGUCUCAUGUGAUAUGUUAAUUACAUCUUGUGUCAUGUGAGGGAAGAACUUUGCAAAAAGCAGCAGGGACGUGAAGGAGCCUUUAUAAACAAUGUGAAAUCUAAUCAGGAUGUUGAUAACAAUGUGUUCAACACUGAUAGAUUCAUUGAUCGCCAAAUAUUGCUGGACAAUGUCUCGGCUGACAACGCGAAGACGUUUCGUUUUUUUCUUUUUCCUUAAUUUUUACUUUAAGCUGAGUUGAAGUCAGCGAUACUGCAUCGAGAAGAUGACAUAUUUAUUGAUUAUAGGUAACCGCCAUAAAUCGAUUUAUCGGGUUUGAUUGAUUUAUUUCAUUACCAUACACUUCAUAACCGAGUGACUGAUUGUCUAGAGUUAUACUGUAGCUAAUUAUAAAUUACUUAUUUGUAUAAAAUGACUCCAGCUCAGUGUGUAAGGUUGUAAAAGGGGGGAACUGAGCCAUCUUUUGUUGGUAGUUGAUGUGUGUUGUUAUACUUAAACAUUCAGACGAGUUUUCACCAAAUUCUUUGGUCUUAUGCAUUUUAAAAUUGAGAGAUGUGACAGGAUGAAGUAAGUUUUGGAUCAAGUUGAAAAGAAACUCUCUACUCACAGAUUUACACUUUGAAUCUGUACGACUUUAAUUCAUACAGGGAAACUUACAGCUGAGCAAGUGUGCUCAAUAUUUGCACUUUUCCUCACUUCCACUUGCCUCUGUCUGCUGUAAUAAAACUGUAGUUUAUUAUUUGUUACAUUUUAUUAUUUCUGCUACCAAAAACUGUCCAAACUUUCUUUUACAGAAACUCAGUUUGAGCAUCUGGGAUCCAAACAAUUUAUUCAAGGUUCAACUGACCCCAGCUCUAGAUAUUUUGGGAAUUUCUGUUCCAGUUGAAAACACACACACACACACACACACACACACACACACACAAGAGUGUGAGAGGGAAGGGACAGAAAAGACACUGUUGGUUCAGAGGAUGUUUGAAAAGUGUUAAUUUGGGUUAAACAAGUCUUGAUAUAUGAAUGGUGAUCAGAUUUAUUUUUUAUUGUUGAAGAUGUAUGUACAUUUUGCCUUGUAUUUAAGGAUUGACUGAAUAAAACUGAUUUUGAAUUGAA
Messenger RNA from Lates calcarifer (barramundi perch), 2608 nucleotides. RefSeq names its product ankyrin repeat domain 1a (cardiac muscle) (gene ankrd1a). The record is from RefSeq and is a predicted model, not a curated record. NCBI's taxonomy places the organism in Eukaryota, Metazoa, Chordata, Actinopteri, Centropomidae. Gene Ontology annotation, molecular function: RNA polymerase II-specific DNA-binding transcription factor binding. Gene Ontology annotation, biological process: regulation of transcription by RNA polymerase II. Gene Ontology annotation, cellular component: nucleus.